Molecule: messenger RNA, 1011 nt
Organism: Paramecium tetraurelia
Lineage: Eukaryota; Ciliophora; Oligohymenophorea; Peniculida; Parameciidae
Exons: 4
Biological process (GO): protein phosphorylation; signal transduction
Cellular component (GO): cytoplasm
Molecular function (GO): ATP binding; protein serine/threonine kinase activity
Source: RefSeq, a predicted model, not a curated record
AUGAAAAAUAGUGAGAAUCUCUAGAGUUAUGCAGUAGAAAAAAGAGUGGGCGAAGGUGCAUUUGCUAUAGUUUAUUUGGCCUCCGUCUAAGAGAGCGGAGAGAGAGUUGCAAUAAAGAAAGCUCCCAUUGAUAAGAAAUAUAAAAACAGAGAACUUGCAAACUUAAAAUUGCUGGGAGAACACCCAAACAUCGUUGCUUUGAAAGAUGCAUUCUACGUUGUUGGUUAGAAUGAAGAGGUCUAUAUUAAUUAUGUAAUGGAAUACAUGCCUGAUAAUUUAUCCGACUAUUUGAGGAAUCUCAAGAAACAGAAGCAACAAUUGACUCAAAUUUAGUUACAAAUUAUCACCUAUCAAUUACUACGAGGUCUCGCCUUCAUUCAUGGAAAAGGAAUGGCACAUCGAGACAUCAAGCCUCAAAACAUCUUAAUCGAUGGAACAACUGUCAAAUAUUGUGACUUUGGAUCUGCCAAAAUCAUUUCAGGAGGAUAAAUUAAUACUUCCUAUUUAUGUUCCAGACAUUACAGGGCCCCUGAGUUGAUAUUCGGAGCCACUGAUUACUCUACAAGCAUUGACAUCUGGUCGUUAGGAUGUGUCUUUGCAGAACUCAUCCUAUUAGAACCUCUCUUUCCAGGAGAAAGUUCAGUAGAUCAAUUAGUUGAAAUUAUGAAGGUCCUUGGAACUCCCACUGCUGCUGAUAUUGUAGAAUUCAAUGUUUCUAAUACAGAUUUUAAAUUUCCUUAAGUCAAAGGGCAUCCUUGGUCUAAAGUCUUUCUAAAAUAUAAACCAGAUCCGUAAUUCAUUGAUUUGAUUAAGAAGAUGGUUACUUAUUAACCUCAACAGAGAAUCAAACCCUUUAUGGCCUUAAUGCAUCCCUUCUUCAAUGAUUUGAGAGAAUUGAAAAACGAAGAAGUCCCAAACAAACUAUGGCAAUUCACUCCAGAAGAAGAGAACAUAUUCGGAAAACAACCAUUAAAACAUUUGAUGCCCUCAUGGUGGAAAGGUGGAAGAUGA